Molecule: messenger RNA, 1123 nt
Organism: Spathaspora passalidarum NRRL Y-27907
Lineage: Eukaryota; Fungi; Ascomycota; Pichiomycetes; Serinales; Debaryomycetaceae
Gene: FMT1
Product: methionyl-tRNA formyltransferase
Exons: 1
Biological process (GO): biosynthetic process; conversion of methionyl-tRNA to N-formyl-methionyl-tRNA
Cellular component (GO): mitochondrion
Molecular function (GO): methionyl-tRNA formyltransferase activity
Source: RefSeq, a predicted model, not a curated record
AAGGUAUAACCAAACCUACUUAAUGAGAGUGCGAAUAAAAUUAAAUUGGAACUUGUCUAAUACUCGCUCCUUCAGUUCAGUAAGUUCAUCUGAUCGUCUAAAAAUUGCGUUCUUUGGAAGUGAUCAUUUCUCCACGGCCCUGCUAACUGCAUUACACACCUAUUCCCAACUCCAUAACCAUACAAUCCAUGUGAUUACACCCACGCUAAAACCCACAGGACGGGGGUUAACUCAACUAAUUGACCUCCCGCUCGGAACACUCGCCAAUUCCUUAUCAUUGCCUGUCCAUCGUGUGGAAAAUUCAUCCGAUAUGAAUGAAUUAGUGUCGCAUCAGUUUAAUUUAGCCAUUGCGGUAUCAUUUGGGAAACUCAUACCAAGUAAGUUCUUACAGAGUUGUAAAUUUGGCGGAUUGAACGUACAUCCUAGUUUACUUCCGACGUAUUCUGGUGCUUCACCUUUGCAAUACGCUUUGCUUAAUGAUGAUAAGUUCACAGGUUGUACUGUGCAAACUCUUCAUCCUACAAAGUUUGACAAGGGUGAGAUAUUACUACAAUCUAGUAAAGUUGAUAUUUUAGACAGUGACAACUUCGAGAGUUUGGAGAAGAAGCUCAGUGAUAUUGGUGCUAGAUUACUUGUGGAAACUAUAGACCAGAGACUAUUUCUAGAUGGAGGGGGAAUUAAAAGUGAGUAUCCCUUCUCGCUUGCUCUGAAAAUCCCAAGGAGUAGGAAACAAGUACAUUGGACUAACACCACUGCUAGACAGGUUAAACGAAUGGAAGAUGCUCUUGGAUCAGUAUACACUUUCAUCCAUGUGAAUCUCAAACGUAAGGGGAAACAGGUGGUUGGUACUCAUCGUGUAAUUCUUACCGGGAUAUCAGAAUAUUUUGAUGAGGUUGUAUUACAACAUCCUGGUCAGUUCAUACUAGGUCCAGAUGAUUCACUUAUUAUCAAAACAAUUGAUGGUUACAUAAAAGCAAAAACAGUCCAACAACAAGCAAAAGUUAAACAAACACCACAGCAGUUUAUGUCUAGUUUCCAUAAAAACAUUGGUGAUUCUCCUCAUCAAUUUAUAGAUCAAUAAAUGUAUAUAGUUACGAACAACUUUAAAAUUUACACUAUAGCU